AUGUCUCAUUUUUUACACGCUGCUGAAUCUGCCAUCGGCGGUCUCGUACAUGAAGUCGAGAGGGAGUUCUCCAAGAUUGUAGGUCUCUCAGACGGCGAGAAACAUAGUCACACUCAUAUCGGAGAGGCAUGCCAUGCACUUCACAUACAUGGAAAUAAGAACAGAUUUGGCAGUUUCGCCCCACCAAGGUCUGGUCAUGACAUUAAAUGGCACAUCGAUGGGUGUGCAUACAUGUGGGCGAUCUCUGUUGCCUUGGAAGAGGCCCAAGAGAGUAUCUGGAUUUUGGACUGGUGGCUCACGCCCGAACUUUAUUUGAGAAGACCGCCGUCGGCAAAUGAAGAAUAUAGACUUGACCGCAUGCUUUUGGCUGCCGCUGAGAGAGGUGUGAAAGUUAACAUUAUCAUUUACAAGGAGGUUACCAAGGUGUUGACAUUAUGCUCUGAGCACACCAAGAAGGCUUUGGAGGUCCAUCCCAAUAUCUCAGUGUUUCGUCAUCCUGACCAUAUUCCAAGUGGCAUUCACGUUGAAUCAGAAAUUCUCACCGACUUGCAAAAUUUCAGCCUGAAAGAUUUCGAUCUUGCCAAACUUCCCGAAGAUAGCAUCAAGGCAUUGUAUGGGGCCCGGAAUGAUGUUAUCUUGUAUUGGGCACAUCACGAAAAACUCUGUCUCGUUGAUAGCAAAGUCGCCUUUAUGGGAGGUCUCGAUUUGUGCUUUGGUAGAUGGGAUGUGAAUCAGCACCCAAUUUCUGAUGCUCACCCAAGUGACUUGGAUAAUAUUCUCUUCCCCGGUCAAGAUUUCAACAAUGCGAGAGUAUAUGAUUUCCAGGAUGUUUCAAACUGGCAAGAUAACAAGCUUGAUCGUACAAAGUAUUCUAGAAUGGGUUGGUCCGAUUUGUCCAUGUCAUUGACAGGACCAGUUGUCGAGGAUCUCCGAGCUCAUUUUGUCCAAAGAUGGAACUUCGUUUUCAGGGAAAAAUACAAUACUGAAGAUACUAGAUAUACAUCAUUGUCUUUGACUCCUAAUGAAAUCCCUGAUGGGUACUAUAAUGAAGACGGCUCGAAUGUCACGUCAACUACAGAAGGUGCAAUCUCAGACACAAUCCACCGUGCAGGAACCUUCUUCGGCAGCUUUGGGGGUAGUACCGAUAACGGAAGCGAUCGAAAUGGUGUUUCUAUUCAACUCGUAAGAAGUUGUACUGAGUGGAGUAAUGGAGUAGCCACCGAGCACUCCAUCGCCAAUGCCUACAUUGAGAUUAUUGCUCGUAGUCAACAUUUUGUCUACAUUGAGAAUCAAUUUUUCAUCACUGCCUGUUCCGAUAAACAACAUCCUGUCGAUAACAAAAUCGGAGCUGCCAUUGCAGAGAGAAUCAUUCGUGCUUAUCGAAAUGGCGAGCAAUAUAAAGUUAUCGUUUGCAUGCCAGCCGUACCUGCUUUUGCUGGCGAUCUUAAGGGAGAUGAUGCCUUGGGUACUCGUGCAAUCAUGGAGUAUCAAUAUAACUCCAUCUGUCGUGGUGGUAACUCUAUUAUGGAAACAGUUGCUAAUGCUGGGGUACCCGAUCCAAAGGAGUACAUCCGAUUUUACAACUUGAGAAACUACGAUAGACUGAACGAUAGCAGUACAAUGUCUCGAGCUGAGGAAGAAAGUGGCGUCAGUUAUGAAAGUGCUAGAAAAGAGCACGAUGACAUUGUUGGUGCUGGCUAUGGUGGUUACGGUGAAGAAACUGGUGCUCGUUCAGGUCAAAGAAAUUACGAGUAUGACGAAUAUCAAAGAGUCGCAUCUCGCUCGCAAGAAUACGACACAGUAUCAACGUGCUACAUGGAUAAUGGACCAUCCCUCACCUCCAUCCCAUGGAACGGCACUCCGGAGGCGGAACUCGAUGCCUUCGUCAGUGAAGAACUCUACAUUCACACCAAACUCCUCAUCGCGGAUGAUCGCGUCGUAAUCUGUGGAUCCGCCAAUCUCAACGAUCGCUCCCAACUUGGCAGCCAUGACUCUGAAAUUGCCAUCGUGAUUGAAGAUCACGAGACUGUCGAUUCAUAUAUGAACGGCCGAGAAUUCCAAGCCUCCAGAUACGCUACUUCACUCCGCAGACAACUUUUCAGAAAACAUCUCGGUAUGGUCGCACCUCAGGAUUGGACCAGGCCAGAUGCAAAUUAUAUGCCCAUCAACAAAGACCCCAAUGAUUAUGACUGGGGCUCCGAAUUCGAUCUUGCAGUUCAAGAUGUAUUCUCCCCCGAGUUUGUCGAUCUUUGGAACGGCCGCGCUGCAACUAAUACUGAAGUCUUCUCGAAAGUAUUCCAUGCGAUUCCCGCGGACAAUGUACGAAACUGGGAUGAUUACAAUGAAUUCUACGAACAGUAUUUCGUAUCCCCUAGCCCAAAGGAUACAAAGGAAGAAGAUAAAGAGCCUGCGAAAUAUCUUUACGGACAUGUGGUGAAAGAAGAAUUCCCUGGUGGUGUGGAGGAGGUUAAGCAGGAGUUGAGUAGGGUUAGGGGAAUGUUGGUCGAGAUGCCCUUGCUGUUUAUGGAUGGGGUUGAUUUUGCAAAGGAGGGUUUGAGCUUUAAUGCGAUCACUGAGACGAUUUAUACUUAA
This is a messenger RNA of Sclerotinia sclerotiorum 1980 UF-70, 2592 nucleotides long. RefSeq lists its product as hypothetical. The record is from RefSeq and is a predicted model, not a curated record. Bases 1 to 2592 code for a protein of 863 amino acids. Gene Ontology annotation, biological process: cell motility; phosphatidic acid biosynthetic process; intracellular signal transduction. Gene Ontology annotation, molecular function: D-type glycerophospholipase activity. The transcript is spliced from 5 exons. NCBI's taxonomy places the organism in Eukaryota, Fungi, Ascomycota, Leotiomycetes, Helotiales, Sclerotiniaceae.